Molecule: messenger RNA, 3321 nt
Organism: Falco peregrinus (peregrine falcon)
Lineage: Eukaryota; Metazoa; Chordata; Aves; Falconiformes; Falconidae
Gene: SP2
Product: Sp2 transcription factor
Biological process (GO): regulation of transcription by RNA polymerase II
Molecular function (GO): RNA polymerase II cis-regulatory region sequence-specific DNA binding; DNA-binding transcription factor activity, RNA polymerase II-specific
Source: RefSeq, a predicted model, not a curated record
GGGCCCGCGGCGGGGGCGGGCGCGAUGGAGCGGGGGGCGGCAGCGCCAGCGGGGCCGGGCCCGGAAGGGGCGUGCGGCCUCCCCGGCCCGCCCUCCCCGAGCGCCGGGCGGGCGGGCGGCGCUUCCGGGGCCGAGGCCCGGUCGGGGGGCGGGCUCGCUACCUCGGCCCGCCUCCCGGGGACCGCUGCCGCCGCCGGGAGGGGCCGGGGCGGGGCGGCCCCGCGGCCGGGGGGGGGCCGGGCCGUGUGCGGGGGGUUCCCCGGGGCUGGGCCGCCCCGGGAGCCACAGGUGCUCCUGAUGCUGCUGGAAGUUUCCACCGGGGUCUGGUAUCACUCUGGGGGAGCCGCCGCUCGAGGGUGCCCUGUGAUCCGCUCGCUCCCGAGGCUCGAAACCUCCCGACCUUCGUAUGUGCGGAGCGAGGAGCUGCUCCCUCCUCUCCCAGGCCGGCCCAGCCGCGGAGUGCCUGUGCAUCCUUGGCAGCACAGCCGGCCUGGCUCGCUUUACUUCAGCUGCUUCUCCUCUUACUCCUCCUUAAACACAGCCAAAACACCAGGGAAUUUCCCCCCAGCAUCAGGAAGGAGAAAACAAACUCAGAUGUUGGCAAGUGGCUGUAACGCCUGCGCUGGCAGAGGCGUGGUCGGAGUCAGACCAAGAGUUAAAACAGCAACAACAGAAAUCCUGGCCAGAUCAAGAGACAGCAUGGCUGCGACUGCUGCCGUCAGCCCCAGUGAAUACCUGCAGCCAGCUGCCUCCACUGCCCAGGACUCCCAGCCGUCUCCUCUAGCCCUCCUUGCAGCGACAUGUAGCAAAAUCGGUCCCCCUGCAGUGGAAGCUGCCGUGACUCCUCCUGCCCCUCCUCAGCCAACGCCUCGCAAACUCGUCCCCAUCAAACCUGCUCCGCUUCCUCUUGGCUCCGGUAAGAACAGCUUUGGGAUCCUGUCGUCAAAAGGGAACCUCUUCCAGAUCCAGGGCUCUCAGGUCGGCACCUCCUACGCUGGGGGGCAGCUGGUUUUUGCCAUUCAGAACCCAACUGUCAUCAACAAGGGCACCCGCUCGUCCGCCAACAUCCAGUACCAGGCAGUGCCCCAGAUCCAGGCCACGAGGGGACAGACCAUCCAGGUCCAGCCCAACCUCACCAACCAGAUCCAGAUUAUUCCAGGCACGAAUCAAGCCAUCCUCACCCCUUCCUCUUCCUCUCACAAGCCCGUGCCCAUCAAACCAGCUCCGGUGCAGAAGGGUGGAGCGUCACCGGUGCAGGGCACAAGCAACGUGGUCAAGUUAGCUGGUGGCGGCAACGUGACUCUUACCCUGCCCGUGAACAACCUGGUGAACGCCGCUGAGCCAGGCACGCAGGCUCAGAUCCUUGCAGAGAGCUCCUUGAAGCCCUGCAAAAAGACUCGAAAGAAAGCCAUGUCCCCCGCCCAGCCCACUGCCAUGGCUGUGGCCGAGCAGGUGGAGACGGUGUUAAUAGAGACCACGGCAGAGAACAUCAUCCAGGCGGGCAACAAUCUGCUCAUCGUGCAGAGCCCAGGCUCCGGCCAGCCGGCCGUGGUGCAGCAGGUACAGGUGGUGCAGCCCAAGCAGGAGCCGCAGGUGGUGCAGAUCCCGCAGCAGGCCCUGCGCGUGGUCCAGGCUGCCUCCGCCACGCUCCCCACUGUCCCUCAAAAAUCCUCCCAGAACUUCCAGAUCCAGACGACGGAACCCACUCCUACCCAGGUCUACUUCAAAACGCCAUCGGGCGAGCUGCAGACAGUGGUGCUCCAGGAAGCCCCAGCCAUGACGGUGGCUCCGUCUGGGACCUCUUGCACCUGCCCCGUGUCCCGCAGCUCCGGCACGGGGGGCAGCAGCAGCAAGAAGCCAGCCACGCGCAAGGAACGCACCCUGCCGAAGAUCGCUCCCGCCGGAGGCAUCAUCAGCUUGAACGCGGCUCAGCUGGCGGCCGCGGCGCAGGCCAUGCAGACCAUCAACAUCAACGGCGUGCAAGUCCAGGGCGUGCCUGUCACCAUCACCAACACUGGAGGCCAGCAACAGCUGACUGUGCAGAACGUGUCCGGCAACAACCUGACCAUCAGCGGCCUGAGCCCGACCCAGAUCCAGCUCCAGAUGGAGCAAGCGCUGUCCGGAGAGAUUCAGCCGGGGGAGAAGAGGCGGCGGAUGGCGUGUACCUGCCCCAACUGCAAGGACGGGGAGAAGAGGCUGGGGGACCCAGGGAAGAAGAAGCACAUCUGCCACAUCCCCGAGUGCGGGAGGACCUUCCGCAAGACCUCGCUGCUGCGUGCUCACGUGCGCUUGCACACGGGCGAGCGCCCCUUUGUCUGCAACUGGGUCUUCUGCGGGAAGCGCUUCACACGCAGCGACGAGCUGCAGCGGCACGCUCGCACGCACACAGGUGACAAGCGGUUUGAGUGCGCCCAGUGCCAGAAACGCUUCAUGCGGAGCGACCACCUGACGAAGCACUAUAAAACCCACCUGGUCACCAAGAACUUGUAGGGCCAGGAGCUGCCCCACGGCUCCCUGGCUGUGCAGACAGACCCUGCGAGGGCACCAGCCUGCGACGCCGCAGCACUCCAGCAUCCCCGGCCGCGGCCGCCUGCGAACGGGAGCCCUCGGGGACAUCCUCCUGCCCUUCCUCCUGUGCCGCCUGGGCCCCCACGCAGAAGCCGCCCUUGCCGAAGGGGGCGAGGGGCCGAUCCUCCCUGCACACCCCUGGGGCCGCGGGGUGGCCCCGCAGAGGCCCAGAGCCCGGUGAGACGUGUCAUGGCCGCGCGGGAGCCGGGCAUGGAGGUGACUGUACGCUCCGGUGCGCAAGGGCUGGGAGAGGCUCCACAGCACAUUCCUACUUUAUAUUUAAAGUCUAUAAAUAGCUAUAAAUAUCUAUAUAACCCCCUUUGGAAGGUCCCUUUUUUCUAUGGAGAUCGUUGCCUUAUGCUCCCCGCUCCCGAUUACAAACACUGUGUAUUGUGAGUGCUUUUUUAAAUCUUUAUUUAAUAUCUCUCUUAAGAUGCUGCCCAUCUUCUCGACCCUUUUUUCUCUCCUAACAUUUCUUUUCCAAUACUGAAGAGAUUUUUUUUUUUUUCUCCCCCCUUUCUGAUGAUUUUUCUCUUCCCCCCUUUUCUGUUUCCAAGUGACGUGGCAUUUCCUUUUGAAUUCUGGGACUGCAGCCCCCUUUCCUGCCCCGUGUGCUGCUCGCCAUCCCCACUGUGUAUAGUGUACAUUGUAUCAUAGAUUAUAUUGCUUUUGUGUUUACUACAUGUUUAAAAAAAAAACACAUGGCUUGUUAUUUUUGAGCUUUUAAAUUAAACAAAUCCACUUUAUUUUUUA